AUGGGUCUGGGACUGGUUCUGGAGUUUGUGGAUGACCUGCUGCAGUUCCUGAAGAGCUUCUCGCUCUCCCUGGUGGAUCAGCUGAAGAGUGCCGGGGAGCUUACCCUGAACCAGGUCAAAGGACAGAUGGUCAUGGUGAUGAACAUUCUGCCCAUUCAUCAGGUCCAGGACGUAUCUCCUCAGAUUCAGCAGCUCUUCCAAGACCUGCAGGAGCUCAGCAAGAUCCUGCUGCAGCUACUGAUCAACACAACGCCACUGUACACGAAGUUCCAGCAGCCCACUGCUCAGGAAGUGGAGGACUUCCUGAGCCAGGCGGAUUUCAUGAUGGAAAAACUGCCAAACCGCAGCUCAGCUAGCAGCCUCUUUCUAAAGGCCAUGGAUGGUCAGCCACGCCGGCGUUGCAGUCUGUACUCCCGUGUGGCUCACGGCUCUGCUCCAGCCUCACCUGACACCCCCAGCGGGCGCCGUACAAGCAUAAAGCAGGACGUGCCGGAGACCAGUCAGCCGCUUCCUUCUGCUGGCCCGGUGCAACGCCGACUGUCAGCCACUGAGCUCCUUGUCACGCCACUCAAGCAGUUAGUGUCCCAAAGCCAGAAGGCCUUUGA
Messenger RNA from Thalassophryne amazonica, 605 nucleotides. RefSeq lists its product as uncharacterized. The transcript has 2 exons. The annotation marks the transcript as partial. NCBI's taxonomy places the organism in Eukaryota, Metazoa, Chordata, Actinopteri, Batrachoidiformes, Batrachoididae. The record is from RefSeq and is a predicted model, not a curated record.